AGAGAUAGAGAUAGAGAUAGAGAUAGAGAUAGAGAUAGAGAUAGAGAUAGAGAUAGAGAUAGAGAUAGAGAUAGAGAUAGAGAUAGAGAUAGAGAUAGAGAUAGAGAUAGAGAUAGAGAUAGAGAUAGAGAUAGAGAUAGAGAUAGAGAUAGAGAUAGAGAUAGAGAUAGAGAUAGAGAUAGAGAUAGAGAUAGAGAUAGAGAUAGAGAUAGAGAUAGAGAUAGAGAUAGAGAUAGAGAUAGAGAUAGAGAUAGAGAUAGAGAUAGAGAUAGAGAUAGAGAUAGAGAUAGAGAUAGAGAUAGAGAUAGAGAUAGAGAUAGAGAUAGAGAUAGAGAUAGAGAUAGAGAUAGAGAUAGAGAUAGAGAUAGAGAUAGAGAUAGAGAUAGAGAUAGAGAUGGAGAUGGAGAUAGAGAUGGAGAUAGAGAUAGAGAUAGAGAUAGAGAUAGAGAUAGAGAUAGAGAUAGAGAUAGAGAUAGAGAUAGAGAUAGAGAUGGAGAUGGAGAUAGAGAUAGAGAUAGAGAUAGAGAUAGAGAUAGAGAUAGAGAUAGAGAUAGAGAUAGAGAUAGAGAUAGAGAUAGAGAUAGAGAUAGAGAUAGAGAUAGAGAUAGAGAUAGAGAUAGAGAUAGAGAUAGAGAUAGAGAUAGAGAUAGAGAUAGAGAUAGAGAUAGAGAUAGAGAUAGAGAUAGAGAUAGAGAUAGAGAUAGAGAUAGAGAUGGAGAUGGAGAUAGAGAUGGAGAUAGAGAUAGAGAUAGAGAUAGAGAUAGAGAUAGAGAUAGAGAUAGAGAUAGAGAUAGAGAUAGAGAUAGAGAUAGAGAUAGAGAUAGAGAUAGAGAUAGAGAUACAGAUAGAGAUAGAGAUAGAGAUAGAGAUAGAGAUAGAGAUAGAGAUAGAGAUAGAGAUAGAGAUAGAGAUAGAGAUAGAGAUAGAGAUAGAGAUAGAGAUAGAGAUAGAGAUAGAGAUAGAGAUAGAGAUAGAGAUAGAGAUAGAGAUAGAGAUAGAGAUAGAGAUAGAGAUAGAGAUAGAGAUAGAGAUAGAGAUAGAGAUAGAGAUAGAGAUAGAGAUAGAGAUAGAGAUAGAGAUAGA
Wyeomyia smithii (pitcher-plant mosquito) is the source of this 1083-nucleotide messenger RNA. RefSeq names its product U1 small nuclear ribonucleoprotein 70 kDa-like. The annotation marks the transcript as partial. The transcript has a single exon. The record is from RefSeq and is a predicted model, not a curated record. Lineage: Eukaryota; Metazoa; Arthropoda; Insecta; Diptera; Culicidae.